This is a messenger RNA of Saccoglossus kowalevskii, 1043 nucleotides long. RefSeq names its product U5 small nuclear ribonucleoprotein 200 kDa helicase-like. Lineage: Eukaryota; Metazoa; Hemichordata; Enteropneusta; Harrimaniidae. Gene Ontology annotation, molecular function: ATP hydrolysis activity; nucleic acid binding; DNA helicase activity. Gene Ontology annotation, cellular component: nucleus. The record is from RefSeq and is a predicted model, not a curated record. Gene Ontology annotation, biological process: resolution of meiotic recombination intermediates.
CUUAAAUCUUUAAUUCACAUAAAUUAUCUGAUGUCUGCCAUGUAAGAUUUGAAAGCGGAAGAGUAUAAAAACAAAAAAAAUCCUAGUAUGUGUAUGAGGGCGCUGUUUUACUCCAACGUUCAUGUGACGAACCGUUCGCCAUUUUGCUCGGUCAGUACAUCAUGGCGGAUGCUACUGCGAGAUCGUUGCAGUAUGAAUAUAAAGCGAACUCUAAUCUCGUCUUACAAGCGGAUAGAUCAUUGAUUGAUCGGCGCCCUCGCGAUGAAGCCACAGGUGAGGUUAUGUCCCUUACAGGACACAUUGAAGGAACAAGAAUGGGAGACAAGGCAAAGAGAACCAAGCCUGCCAUGAUUGAAGAAAAGAGAGUUAAGCGACAGAAAAGAGAUGAUGCUCGUCAUGAUAUGUUGAAAUUUAAAGGAGCAACAUUAUUAUCAGAAGGCAUAGAAGAUAUGGUCAGUAUUUAUUACAAACCUAAGACGCCACAGACUCGUAGUACAUAUGAAGCACUACUAAGUUUUAUACAGGCUGCUCUUGGAGAUCAGCCACGUGACAUAUUAUGCGGUGCCGCUGAUGAAGUUCUCGCAUCUUUGAAAAAUGAACAUACUAAAAUGAAAGAUAAAAAGAGAGAGCUAGAGUUGUUGUUAGGUCCGCUUGCGGAUGAAAGAUUUGCAUUGUUGGUGAACCUGGGAAAGAAAAUUACUGACUAUGGAGUAGAUAUUGAACAAAAAAAUAUUGAUGAAGCCGUUGAUCAGAAGAUUGGUGUCAACUUACAAUUUGAGGAAUCUGACAAUGAUGAUGAUGAAGAUGUGUUUGGUGAGGAGCAUGAAGAAGAGGAAGAAGAAGAAGAGGAGGGUGUAGAAGCUGGAUUUGAUGCAACAUUACAAGCCAAUUUGAUAGGUGGGGAUGACAGUUUUACCGAAAAGAAGAAGUCACUCCAUCCCCGAGAUAUUGAUGCAUUUUGGUUGCAGAGACAGUUGCGAAAAUUUUAUGAUGAUCCAAAUGUAUCACAAACAAAAGGUUGUGAGGUUUUAGACAUUCUAAAG